Messenger RNA from Lodderomyces pseudojiufengensis, 1113 nucleotides. It is a transcript of the gene DAO2, whose product is annotated as Dao2p. The coding region runs from base 1 to 1113 and encodes 370 amino acids. NCBI's taxonomy places the organism in Eukaryota, Fungi, Ascomycota, Pichiomycetes, Serinales, Debaryomycetaceae. Gene Ontology annotation, molecular function: D-amino-acid oxidase activity; FAD binding. The record is from RefSeq and is a predicted model, not a curated record. The transcript has a single exon.
AUGUCUACACAACAAAUAGUAAUAGUUGGAGCAGGAAUAUUAGGUUUAACAACAGCACAAACAAUAAGUGAAAAAUUAAAUGAACUAGGUUUCAAACAUGAAAUAACAAUAAUAGCACAAUAUGGACCACAUAAUUUAGAAAUGAAUGAUUCAUUAACAACAUAUAAUGAAUAUGUAUCACCAUGGGCAGGAGCUCAUUUUAGACCAUUUCCAAUAACAACCAAAGAACAAAAAGAAGAAAUGAAAAUGACUAGACAGACAUUAAAAUAUUUUAAAUAUCUUUCUGAAAAUUACAAGGAAUGUUCUAUAAAAUUUAUAAAAGGUGUUGAAUUUAUUGAAAAUCCAAAUGAAUAUUAUCAAGACUAUGCUAAAUAUGGAUAUAGCGAAGGUUUGGAAAAUUUUGAAAAGCUUGAAACUAAACCUGGUAUAUUGGGGUUUCAAUAUGAUACAUGGGUUUUAAAUCCAACUUUAUAUUUACAAUAUAUUUAUUUUAAAUUAUUAUUAGAAUUUAAAAUUAAAUUUAUAUCAAAAAAAUUAAAUAGUUUAAGUGAAAUAAAUUCGAUAAUUCAGGGAAAUCCAAUAAUUAUAAAUUGUUCAGGGAAUGGAUUAAAAUAUAAUGGAGGUGUUGAUCCUGAUUCAUUUCCCAUACGUGGUCAAACUUUACUUUUAAAUCCUGGACCAAAUUAUAAAUCUGAUAAAACUGUAACAAUACAAUUAAAAGAUGGAUCUUGGGUUUUCACAAUACCAAGACCUUAUAAUGGAGGUGUAAUAUUAGGAGGAACAAAACAAAUAAAUGAUACAAGUUUGGAAGUCAGAGAUGAAGAUACAAAAUAUUUGGAGAAGCUAGGUUCAAUAUAUUUUCCAGAAUUACAAAAAAUUAAUGCAGAAACUAAUAAACCAUAUUUUGAUAUUAUAAGAAUUAAUGUUGCUUUAAGACCUGGUAGAAAAGGAGGUUUAAAUAAUUCUAUUGAAAAAUUUAAUGAUAAUAAACAAUUUGUUAUUAAUAAUUAUGGAGCUGGUGGAAUGGGUUAUGAAUUAAGUUAUGGAUCAAGUUUAAAAACUUUUGAAAAUUUAUUAUCUAUAUUGAAGAUAGAUAAUAAAUCUAAAUUGUGA